Messenger RNA from Paramisgurnus dabryanus, 4591 nucleotides. It is a transcript of the gene ncam2b, whose product is annotated as neural cell adhesion molecule 2. Gene Ontology annotation, cellular component: neuron projection; membrane. Gene Ontology annotation, molecular function: protein binding. NCBI's taxonomy places the organism in Eukaryota, Metazoa, Chordata, Actinopteri, Cypriniformes, Cobitidae. Gene Ontology annotation, biological process: cell adhesion. The record is from RefSeq and is a predicted model, not a curated record.
UGGUAGGUUGCUCAGGUUGGACGCAUUUGAAAGAGUGCUGCAUUGAAGCAGCUGCUUACCGUUCCUCAACACAUUCCGGUUGUGGCAGACAGUGAGCGCGUAACCAGUGAACGAGCGUGUGCGCGCCCAGCGACUGACAAGCACGGAGUCAUAGAACCGGGAACGAGUGCCGCUUGUCUCCUAACCAACGUCCGUUCAACUCACUUCGUGCACCGGCUGCUGUCCAGCAGGACCUGCUGAAAAUGAUUCGGACCUUCGUCUGUUUCCUCGGAUUGCUCGUCGGUGGCAGUCAAGGUGUCCUCCAGGUGUCAAUCUCGCUAAAAAAGGUGGAGCUCAGCGUUGGAGAGUCCAAGUUCUUCACAUGCACAGUGAUCGGAGAGCCUGUGAGUUUGGACUGGUAUAACCCGCAAGGGGAGCGGAUGGUCCCAUCACCGCGGGUGGCCCUGCACAAUGAAGGUGUUCGUUCCAGACUCACGCUUUAUAAUGCCAAAAUAGAAGAUGCUGGCAUCUACCGUUGCCAGGCCAGCGAUGCCCGAGGGGAAGUGCAAGAGGCCACAGUGGUGCUAGAGAUCUACCAGAAGCUGACAUUCAGGGACGUGAAGUCCCCUCAAGAGUUUCGACAGGGUGAUGUGGCUGAAGUGGUCUGCGAUGUCACCAGCUCCCCCGUGCCUGUGGUCUCCUGGUUUUAUAACAACAUUGAGAUCAUGGAAGAUAGUGAGAAGUUUCAGCUCCUGCCGAACAACAAUCUGCAAGUCCAGAGAGUGACUAAAGCAGAUGAAGGACUAUAUCGAUGUGAAGCCAGAGUCGAAGCCAGAGGAGAGAUUGACUUCCGGGACAUCAUCCUGGUUGUUAAUGUUCCACCAGUUGUCACUGUACCACAGCAGUCCUUCAAUGCCACUGCAGACUAUGGAGAAUCCGUCACCUUUACCUGCCGGGCGUAUGGCUCACCUGAACCUGAUGUCACCUGGCACAGGAAGGGAGUGGAGCUGGAGGAAUCGGAGCGGUACGUAAUGAGAGCUCGGGGUACGACGCUUACCGUUCGAAACAUUCAGCAGGACGACGGGGGCUCCUACACCUGCAAAGCCUCUAAUAAGGCAGGAGAAGUUGAGCACGAACUGUUCCUCAAAGUUUUUGUCCAGCCCCACAUUACUAAGCUAAGGAACGUGACGGCUGUGGAGGGCAGCGCCGCUAUGAUCUCCUGCAAGGCUGAAGGUGAACCUUUGCCUGAAAUCUCCUGGAGGAGAGCGAGUGACGGGCACAGUUUUUCAGAUCGAGAUAAGAGUCCAGACGGCCGUGUGGAGGUACGUGGGCGUUAUGGUGAAUCCAUGCUGACUAUUGUGGGGGUCAGACUGUCCGACUGGGGACGUUUUGACUGUGAGGCUCUCAGCAGGAUCGGUGGGCAUCAGAAGAGCAUGUUCCUGGAUAUUGAGUAUGCACCAAAGUUCCAGACCAACCACACUAUAUUUUUCUCAUGGGAGGGAAACCCGGUCAACAUAAGCUGUGAUGUAAUGUCCAACCCUCCGGCCACGAUGCUGUGGAGACGGGACAAGCUGACCAUACCCAGUGAGGGCGCAGGAAACAUGCGCGUACACAGCGCCCCCGGCAGGUCACUUCUCGAGGUUACUCCCAUGUCGGAUAGAGAUUUUGGCCGUUACAACUGCACAGCCAGAAACAACAUUGGCAUGCGCUUUCAAGAGUUUAUCUUGGCACAGGCAGAUGUUCCCUCGAACCCUUAUUCUGUGCGCCUAAAUUCUGUGGCCCAGCGCGUGGCCACGGUUACCUUCAUAAAACCAGAUUCCCAUGGCGGUGUACCCAUCAGUCACUACCUCGUGAAGUAUAAAGACAUGGGUUCGCAUGACUGGAAGGAUGUGAAAUCGCAGGGGACACAGACAAUAGUUUUGCUCACAAACCUUGAGCCCAACACGACAUAUGAGUUGCGAGUAGCCGCGGUGAAUGGAAAAGGUCAAGGGGAGUUCAGCCGCACAGAAAGCUUUCAGACCCUGCCCAUCCGAGAGCCCAGUCCUCCAUCGGUUCAGGGUCAGAGAGGGGUGGGGAAAGCGUACAGGCUUGGUCUGGUGAAGCAGGAUGAUGGAGGAAUGCCCAUCUUGGAGUACAUUGUGAAAUACAAAACAGAUAAGGAAGAGCAGUGGAUGACAAAACUUGUUCCAGGUGCGAAUGAUUUUGUCCUGCUGCAGCCACUUCAGUGGAACACGCAAUAUGAAGUUGAAAUCACCGCUCGCAACGUCAAGGGCUUGUCUGAACCCACCUUUGUGAAGUUCUCCAUGCCUCAGAAGCCUGAUAUUACAGCAGAUUCGCUGUUCAGCGGCCUGGGUCUGGGUGCAGUGGUUGGGCUCGGAUUAGCUGGCCUGCUGCUGCUGCUUGUGUUGGUGGAUGUCAGCUGCUUCUUUCUGCGUCAGUGCGGUCUGCUCAUGUGCAUCACCCGCAAGCUCUGCAGCAAAAAGACCGCCACGAGUGGCAAAAGCAAAGAGCUGGAAGAAGGCAAGGCUGCAUACCUGAAAUUGCCCCUUAAAGAGGAAAACGGCAAGGAAACGCUGAAGCCGGACACGAUCGAGAUCAAGAUUCACGGUGACAACAGCCUUCACAUGACACAGGAGGACAGUAAAGCAUAACGGGGCCGUGCCGUACACUUAAAGAACAUGCAAAACGUGCCGCCCUGAGACCACAGCAAGCAAACUAACGAGAAUACAAGCAAGAACACGCCAACCAAUUGUAAGAUCCUUUGUUAGAGACUCUUUGUCGGGGUAUCAGAAGAGGCCACGCGAUAACUGCUUUGUGAAACAUUUUUCGGAGGUUGUCGCUCACCAGACAGACUCCUGUUUAUUUGUGCUUGUUCUCGCUUGUUUUGUUCAUUUCGAGGCUUUGCGGUUGCUUUAUUGUCUGAUUCUCUGUUGAACAGGUUGAGUCUACGCCGUCUUUUCUUGCUCUCUCAUUUACUCUUUCGUUGGAAUCCGGCGGUUGCACUUUUACAGUUCAGCGUGGUUGCGCAUAUACAUAGCUUUUAAUGCGAACGUAUCACAGUCAAAUUUUUACAUCUCUUUUGCGGUCUGUGUGUCGUAGUUUUGGGUAAGUGUUAUGUGUUUAUUUUCUAGCCUUUAACCACUGUCACGUUCACCUAAAUGUGACGGUUUGAAAAAAUAUGUGAAUGCUGAAUAACCGAAGAAAGAAUCAGCCACACUUGACCUUGGGGUCAUUGGAUGGUAGGUGUGGUCCAAGUAUUGCAAACUCUUUGGCCUUGAACUCGAUGAUGAAUAUUUCCCAGAUCACAGGUGUUCAUGUGGUUGAAAAUAUGUCCCUGUUUACGAAACCUUUAUUGAAUUAGAAUCAAAGGAACAUAAUAUGUGCCAUAGUUUCAUGUCAAGAUAUUCCUGAAAAAAUAGAAAGUGCAUUUUGUUUCUUUUGAAGUUUGCGUGUUUGUUUUUGUUUGUGUGUGUGUGAGUGAAUGCGUCUGAAUGGGUGUUAUGGAUGUAUGUGCAAGCAAGCAUGGAGUAUUGAAAGAUAAACAGUGACGUGUAAGAAAAAUAGAAGUCUUACUUGAAUCAGAGGAUUAUAAAAAUAUGAAAAUACCUAUUGAAGUGCAACAGUGUAUAUAUAUUCAUAUAAUUUCUUUAAAAAAACAUUUCACUGGGAUGGAAAAAAUCAAUCAUUGAAGGUUCCAUAUUAAUUUCGCACAUUACUGAAUACAGAUUAUGUUUAUCCACAACAAAAAUUGCUUUUUUUUAAUCAAAGAUCUAUGUAUAGACCCGAUGGCUUAUUAAGAGCUGAAUGUGCUUCGUACAUUGCACAGUUUGCAAAAAAGUACAGUAGUAGAGCAACACGCAUAAAUUGGCUACGAUUUUGCUAUCCCAUAAGGCCAUAGUAGUUGAGGAGCUGUCAAAUUCAAAAAGUUAGUAAUAAAGAUGAAUGAAUAAACAAAUGGUGAAGAGCUCUGAGCCAGGUGGCUCUUCAAAUGUAAUUUUUGCUUGUGGUUUAAUUGUACUAAAGAAGCCAAGUAAAUUGCGGUUGUGAGUCAAGGAUCACAGGACAAAACCAACCAGUUGUAGUGUGUUGAGGAAUGUACUUAAACUUCACACCCACAUACCAAAAGAGUGUACUUCAACAAGUGCAUAAUAUAUUUAGAUGCAGCCACAAACGUGUUAGCUACAAUAUGGACUCCAUCUGCAUUUUGGAAAUCAAAUCCGAGGAAUUUUUGGAUAGAUUGAGUGAUAUAUCUGUACUAUAUUAAGUGAUGCAGUAAUGCAGUAAUGAUGGAUAUGGUUUAAGGGAGAAGAUACUGUACAUGCCCAUUUUACCGAUCAAAGUUUGAGUAUGAAUACCAUAGUUUCAGCUUCUUCUGCAACAUAGCAUUGUUUUAUUUUUGAUUUGUUUUUAUUUUUGUAUUAUUUUUGACCAAAUAACUCAGCAAUGUCUGCAUUAUUUCAGUACUGUAUUUCAUAAACAAUCAGGCUGUCCACACUCAGCGCAAUAGAACAUUGUGGAAUGUUGCCCAUUUUUUUGGAAUUCUUGUGGAAUUCUUGUAAUCCAGUGUAAUUUUUCUUCUGUAAAUAAAAGUGUCCCGAUAUUAAAGUUUAAA